Messenger RNA from Chara braunii, 2787 nucleotides. Lineage: Eukaryota; Viridiplantae; Streptophyta; Charophyceae; Charales; Characeae. The record is from the annotation of a GenBank genome assembly.
GUCCGGUCCGACACACGAUCGAGUUGAUUGAAGGUAGCACUCCUCCAAAGGGUUGUGUCUAUCGAAUGGGCUCAGGCGAAUUGGAGGAGUUGCGAAGGCAGAUUGAUGAAAUGAUUGGGAAGGGAUGGAUCAAGCCGAGUGAGUCGGAGUUUGGUGCACCGGUGUUGUUUGUCCCUAAGAAAGGAGGUAAGUUGCGGAUGUGUAUUGACUAUCGCAGGUUGAAUCGGAUCACGAGAAAGAAUGCAUUUCCUUUGCCACGUAUCGAUGAUUUGCUUGAUGUUGCAGGUGGGUGCAAAGUCUUCAGCAAGAUCGAUCUCAAGUCUGGCUACCACCAGAUCGAAGUCGAUCCUGCGGACCAGCACAAAACCGCAUUCAAAACUCGCGAUGGGUUGUACGAGUUUACCGUCAUGCCCUUCGGUCUCACGAAUGCGCCAGCCACCUUUCAAAGUCUCAUGGACAAAGUGCUCCGCCAUCAGAUUAACCAGUUUGUUGUUGUUUAUCUGGAUGACAUACUAAUCUUCAGCAAAUCGAUGGAGGAGCACAUGAGACACCUUGAGGAAGUGAUGCAGAUCCUCAAGGACGCGCAACUCCAUCUCAACUUGGAGAAAUGUGCAGAGGCGAUCAAGCGCCAUUUUGAGAAACUUGGCAUGCAUGGGGAGCCAGGGAAAGGGAACUACAAGUGGAAAUGCCAAGACUGCGAACUGGUGUUCCCUGGGACCGCGAAGAGCUGUGCAGAGCACUUCAAGUCCACGACAAAAGGGCCCAGGAGCAACAUUAACAGGCUAGGCGGUAGGCUGUCAGCGGAGGAAAGAGAGAAGAGGGAGCUGGGCCGGUUGGAGGGAAUUGCGCUGGUGCUUGGAAAGGCUGUGACACCAGCACUGUCACAGGAUUGCCCCUCUAACGUCGAGGGCACGUACGAACCGGAGGGCGAGGAGGAAAGCAGCAGCCCCCAACCUCUUCAAAACAGGGUCAACACAGGUCUUUCCACCACCGCUAAUGUGCGCAAGUAUUUCUUGCGCAUGAUAGAGAAGGUCCGCGACGCGGAGCGGUCCUUCAUCCCCGUAAAAUAUGACACGCAGCGGACGAAGAGGUUGGACAUGUCCCGGGCGCGGGUCGAGGAGGGGGUUUUGCGGCAGCAGAGAAGUUGGGCUCGAACCGGAUGCAUGCUCCAACUUGAUGGCUGGACUGACAUAAGAGGCAUACCGCACUUGAAUGUCAUGGUCUCCUUUCCGACCGGUGUGCUUUUUUGCCAUGUGCCAUGCGCUGCGCACUGCCUCGACUUGAUGCUGCACGAUAUUGGGAAGAUAGAGUGGGUUGCUGAAACGGUGACGAAGGCGAACGACAUGGUGAAGUUCGUCAUGAACCACCAGCGAGUCAGGGAUGUUUACUACAUCCAUGCAGGUGGAAGACAGUUACUGCGACCCGCGGCAACGCGUUUCGCCACCAACUUUCACAUGCUGGACCGCUUGAAAAAGCAGCGAAAAGCGUUGGUGGCUAUGGUCACAGACGACAUGUGGACAGCGACGUUGGUCCCCCAUGCGCAGCGCUCGACCCUCCACGAGAUGGAAGACAUCAUACUCGAUGCAGCAGGUUCUUGGGAUCUUGUGAACAAGGCAAUCAAUGUCGUUUACGACAUUGUUUUGCUGCUGACACUGAUGGAUGGCAACGGUCCGACCAUCAGCAAGUUUUAUGCGAACAUGGACAGGAUAGUGGAGCGCCUGCGAGUUAACAAGGAUCUGAAAAUGGAUCAGCGGGACGAGAUCGAGGUGAUGGUCAUGCGCAGAUGGAAUGCCAUGACCACCCCCCUCCAUUGUGCAGCCCUGUUCCUGGAUCCAGAGUACAGGUCGUCUGAGCCGCACAAGGAUGCAGAGAUCCAAGAUGGAUUCUACACCUGGGUGUACACAUGGCUCAAAGGGGCGUCACAGAAGGUGUGCGACCAGGUGGAGUAUGAAGUCAAUUGUUGGGUUCAUAACAUUGGCAAGUUCAGCUCGCAGGUGGCUAUGGAUGCAGCCCGUAUGCAGAACCCUGCGGCAUGGUGGAAGCGCUGGUGCAAUGAGCCACAACACUUGCAGCCCCAUGCCAUUCGACUGUUGGGGCAAGGGUCGUCUGCUUCAGGCUGCGAAAGGAAUUGGAGCCUUUUCGCAGCAAUUCACACCAAACAGCGCAAUGGCCUGGCCCCGGAGACAAUGCACAAACUGGUGUACAGCAAGUGGAACAUGCGGCUGCUUGACAUGUUGCAGCAGAUGCUGGAGAGGGCCAAAGACCUUAUUGAAUUGGAUGACCCACCGACAGAGGAGGAGCAAAAGGAGGCCAAAGAAAGAGUGAAGGUGGCUGAGCGACGAUUGAAGAGCCUUACCUCAGCUGGUGACAAUGUUGUUCCACCUGCUGAUGGCGGGGAUGAUGAAGAUGGGGAUGAAGCUGUUGUUCCAUGCCGUAAAGAAUGCAACCUGGAGGAGAUUGAGGAGGGUCAACACGGGGAUUGCCGUGGAUUGACGAAGGCAAACAACUUCCUAAUUAAACGUACCCAAACAGAUGUGCGAAGGAAGGCACGCACCUUGGGAACAGAGGAGCGGAUGCAUGCUCACAAGAAGGGAGGCGGUGACACACUGCCUCAUGGUGCUGCAACGACAACACCACAAAAGGAGACCGGGACAUCGUCGGCACAACCUGAUUCCUCAACGCCAAAAAAAAACUAGAGGCAGGCCAAGAAAAAACCCAUUGACGGAUCUGGACGGUUCACAUGCUGUGACUGCGGAGGGAGAGGACAACCCUGCGCAGAUAACUGAU